Cicer arietinum (chickpea) is the source of this 777-nucleotide messenger RNA. RefSeq lists its product as uncharacterized. NCBI's taxonomy places the organism in Eukaryota, Viridiplantae, Streptophyta, Magnoliopsida, Fabales, Fabaceae. Gene Ontology annotation, cellular component: nucleus; cytoplasm. Gene Ontology annotation, molecular function: 3'-5' exonuclease activity; nucleic acid binding. The record is from RefSeq and is a predicted model, not a curated record.
GGUAAACUUUCUCUUCAAUUUUUCACAGGAGAGAUUUUCUCUUCAAUUUUUCACAGUUCUCUCACAUUACACACAAAUCCAUAAUGCCCAUCAUUGUUAACCGUAACCACUUUAAUAACCACCACGUGUAUACCGUUAACUUACACGAAACCGAUAUCAAAGUAACCGGUACCUCCGUCGCUUCCAUCGUUAGAAAGUGGCUACGUGCAACGUUUUACUACCGCCGCUACUACCUCCAACAAAACCGUCUCAUUGUCGGCCUCGGCGUUCAAUGGACUCCCGGUGGGCCAGAUCCUCCGGCUGAUACAUUACAGCUCUGCAUCGGUUGCCGUUGCUUAAUCUUCCAACUAGCUCAUGCUAACUACGUUCCAAGGAGUCUUAGGAAGUUCCUUCAGAAUCCUGAACAUAAUUUCGUAGGAUUCUGGAAUCACUCCGAUCGCCCAAAGUGGGAAUCGUCGGAGCACUGAUUCGAGAUGUGAAGAGAUCCUUGCGCGAAAUCUGAGGAUGAUGAUGAAGAUGAUAAUGAAGAUCUAGCAAUUGCUGCUGUGCACGAAAUAAUCGAGAAAUGCCUCGGCUUCAAAGUGAAACGUGGAAGUGAAAUUAGCCAAAGCGAUUGGGAUGAAGAAGAUCUGAGCGAUGAGCAAGUUGUUUAUGCGAGUGUUAAUGCUAACUGUGCGUUCCUCAUUGGGAAGAAUUUCAAAGCCUGGAAGUUCACAUAAUCAAAUUGAAAAAUAUCAUUAUUCAGAAUCUUUCAUAGCUCGUCCCGUUUCAUUACAA